ACUGUUGAGUGGGGCUGACAUUAUAAAUGCUCUGUAGAUAGGAUACAAAAGCCCUUAAAUUCACCAUUUUUGUCUUUGCUUUAUCAAAAACUGGCGAAAUUAUGCAGCCACGUUAUGGCGCAAAUCUCCACCGGAACCAACCCUCCAAAUUGACCCUACUUUGUUCAAAAAGAUCUUUCAUAGAUACAGAGCACUACUCUCAUUCCAUUAGCAGACAUAAAAGUUGGAGGAAGAAGAAGAAGAAGAGGGAGGAGAGAUGCACGCUUUGUGGAUGUCCUUGAAGGAGAAUGCCAACUGUGGGAGCAAGCUAACCAAUGCGGUUGCCCAGCCAGAAAAAUGCCAUGGGAAGAGGAGCAGCAGUCCUGAAAAGGAACACUUGGACAGAAAGCUCAUUCAUCAUACCAGAAAAUCAUUUGGGGAUGUGAUUAUCAAGGGAUACCACAUACGAACAAGGUACUUUGAGCUCAAAAUGGGAGACCCAGCAAGAAAUAUCACUGAGAUGAUCUUCCAUAGAGCAUCAGCAAGCCCAUCAAAGCCGUCAAGGAAGAUCCGAAGGGUCUUUAGGGUGAAGAACUCAAUUGAAAUUCUUGAAAGGUUUGAGAAAUAUAGAGAGAAGGUAAAGGAGACUGCCUAUAAGCAACAAAAGACACAUCCAAGAAGCACUGUAGAUGGAAACGAGCUUUUGCGAUUCUAUGGCACGACAAUGUCCUGUUACAGUGAAAAAUCAAUCCGAGUUUCAGAGCUGUGUAAAGAUCCCACUUGCAGAGUCUGCAGAAUGAUUCAAUGUAAUUUUGACACAGAGUACACCAGGAAGAACGGGAUUCGAUUAAGUACAAAUAGUGAGGAGCUGAGUGAAAACAUGAUUAACUUGUCAAAGUUGAAAAUGGAAAGGGCAGCAAUAGUAUGCAGGAUAAUUGCUGGAACAGUUGUUAAUAAGGUUAAUAAUCGGGUAAAAGAAGAGUGUGAAUCGAUAGAGAGUGAAACACAGUAUGCCAAGUCAGAAUCUUUGAUUGUAAGAAAUCCCAGUGCUGUACUUCCGUGCUUUGUCAUAGUUUUCACCUGAGAUUUUCUGAUAUCUGUAAACUUGUUCUUUUUGCAGUUAAAUCAAAAUUGGGGCCGGGAAACCAUUUUUGCGUA
Hevea brasiliensis (rubber tree) is the source of this 1137-nucleotide messenger RNA. RefSeq lists its product as uncharacterized. Bases 257 to 1063 code for a protein of 268 amino acids. The record is from RefSeq and is a predicted model, not a curated record. The transcript has 2 exons. Lineage: Eukaryota; Viridiplantae; Streptophyta; Magnoliopsida; Malpighiales; Euphorbiaceae.